AUGGGAGGUAACAAAAGGAAACAAAAGUUUCAAAAGCCAAACAAAAACAAAGAUUAUGGAAACAAGUUAAAGCUUAUCGUAUCCGGUUUCACAGGAACAACAACACAACUUUCUUCGUUCUUUUCAUCGAACGGUAUCCAUGUGAAUGUGAAGUUUAUAAGUGAAACAGGUGGCAAUUUUCAAGUGAAUCUCAAAGACAAAACCACUGCCAACAAUAUUUUAGGGUUGAAUGGUAUUUUGUUCAACAGUCAAAUUGUCACAAUUUCGAUGGUAGACAACAGUGCACCGUCCGUUAAUUUCAAUGAAAUGGGCAUGAAACUUGUAGACAAAUAUUACUCGACAAAUGACCAAUCAAUCAAUUUGGACAAUAUUCAAAUGAAGGUCAAAGACUUAGGGUUUAAUAAACAAGUUGACUCAAUUGUUAUAACAAGAAUACUUGAUGGGAUUUCUACAAUUAAACCCGCCAUACAGUCGAUCCAUUUCUGCAACAACUCGAUCUCAUCAUUAUUAGGAUUCCAAAAAAUCAUUGCAGUAUUUCCAGCACUGAAGUCACUUGACUUCAGAAACAAUUGCAUCAAGCAAUUGGACCAACUUGAUUAUAUCAAAGACAUACCACUCGAAGCACUUUCAUUAAAUGGAAACCCUAUUCAGAACGAGCCAAAUUACCAUUUCCAAAUUCGUACACAUUUCAAAAAUUUACAAUUCCUCGACUUACAGAAUUUUACUUCGAUGUUCCGGUUUCCCGUGACGGUUAACACGUAUAUUCCAGACUUACAGAUUGGAUACUUUGCAAAUUACAGUGAGUUCUCGAGUAUAGAAUCUUUCAUUAAAAAUUACUUCAAUCUCUUUGAUACCGAUCCAUUAAGUCUUUCAUCAUUCUAUACAAUGGCUUCUGUGUUCUCGUUCACAGCCACAAAGCAUUUAAAAGAGGUAUCAGAGAUGAACCGGAAUCACGUAUCACACUUUGCGCAGGACCAAUAUGCCAGUCGACUUCUCUGUGGUUCGAAAAUAGCGCCUUUUUUUGCCAACAAAUUCAAACCAUGUGUCCAUAACCUCAAUGAUAUCAAUUUCGACUGCUUCUCGCUUACUUUACCUUCCGGCCUUCAACUCGUUAAUGUAGUUGUAUUUGGGAAAGCCAAAUACUGUGAUAGAGGGACAUCGAACUUCUACCGAACGUUUAUCUUGACAAUGGAUGGGAAAAUUAUUAACGAGCAAUUGUUCAUUUUCAGCGGUGAAAAUCCUUUUGUUGUUGGCAAGCAGACAAAAGAAGCAAUGGCUGCUAUCAAGCAAGUCAGUCAGAUGACACAAAUUGAUCCAAAUUUCACAGUCCCGUUCUUAAAGAGAACUAAUUACGAUACACAAAGGGCACUGGGGUAUAUUAAUAUGGUCGUCACACUUGUUCAGAGACUUGGCAUUACUCAUGCUGAGGCCUUUUUUGUGUGUGAUAAACUCCAAUGGGAGGAAGGGAUCAUAAUAGAGGCUGUUAACAAGUUUGGGAAGAACCUGUACCAGGGAGUGAAGGACCUCCAAUAA
Entamoeba invadens IP1 is the source of this 1533-nucleotide messenger RNA. Its product is annotated as nuclear RNA export factor, putative. Gene Ontology annotation, molecular function: RNA binding; protein binding. The record is from RefSeq and is a predicted model, not a curated record. The transcript has 2 exons. Lineage: Eukaryota; Evosea; Mastigamoebida; Endamoebidae. Gene Ontology annotation, cellular component: nucleus. The coding region runs from base 1 to 1533 and encodes 510 amino acids. Gene Ontology annotation, biological process: poly(A)+ mRNA export from nucleus.